AUGAAACCACACUUGAAGCAAUGGCGACAACGAACGCUCUUUGGAAUAUUUGUUUGGGGCCUCCUCUUUUUGGCGAUUUUCAUCUACUUUACCAACAGCAACCCUGCUGCGCCUGUACCCAGCUCCUUCUCCUUCCUGGAGAACCAUGGGCUCCUACCCGUGCAGGGCAAGCAGCGGGCCAUCAUGGGCGCUUUGCAGGAGCCCUCUUUGCUCAGGAAUUUGGAGGCAAGCAAAGAGCUGCUGGGCAGUCACCCUGCCAGCCCGUUCCACAGCGGGCCUGUGGACCCACAGAAAUGGGACAAAGAUGGCUUUGACGACGGGGAUGAGUUUUUUUCAUCCCAGGUCGGUAGGAAAUCGCAAAGUGCUUUCUACCGGGAAGAAGAGGAAGAUGGCUACUUUUUUGCUGCCGGUCAGCCAGGGUGGCACCGCCACACGCAGGGCGCCCUGGGACAGCCCUCCCCGGGGGAGCCGUCGAGGCGGGCAGGACCCGCCCAGCACAAGCCAGAGAAGCUUCACCGUGCGAGACGGAGCCGCGUGCCCGAGGAGGCAUUCUAUGGCGACAUGCUGUCGGCCUCCAUGUCCAGAGCCUUCCUGUACCGGCUCUGGAAGGGGACCGUGUCCUCCAAGAUGCUGAACCCGCGUCUGCAAAAGGCCAUGCGCUACUACAUGUCCUUCAACAAGCACGGCGUACGCUUCCGCAAGCGGCGCGAAGCCAGGCGCACAGGGCCCGAGCUGCUGUGCGAGCUGCGCAGGCGCGUGCAUGUGCGCACGCUGGACGGCAAGGAGCCACCCUUCUCAGCGCUGGGCUGGCGGCCGCUGGUACCUGGGGUGCCUCUGAGCCAGCUCCACCCGCGUGGCCUGCGCAGCUGCGCGGUCGUCAUGUCCGCCGGUGCCAUCCUGAACUCCUCCCUGGGGGAGGAAAUCGAUUCUCAUGAUGCAGUUUUGCGAUUUAAUUCUGCCCCUACACGUGGCUAUGAGAAAGAUGUCGGAAACAAAACCACAAUGCGUAUCAUUAACUCACAGAUUCUUGCCAACCCCAGCCAUCACUUCAUUGACAGUUCUUUAUAUAAAGAUGUUAUCCUGGUGGCCUGGGACCCAGCUCCUUAUUCUGCUAAUCUGAACCUGUGGUAUCAGAAGCCAGAUUACAACCUUUUCACGCCAUAUAUCCAGCAUCGCCGGAGACACCCAACUCAGCCGUUUUACAUUCUUCACCCCAAAUUCAUAUGGCAGCUUUGGGACAUUAUCCAGGAGAACACAAGGGAGAAGAUCCAGCCCAACCCACCAUCUUCUGGGUUCAUUGGUAUCCUUAUCAUGAUGUCCAUGUGCAGAGAGGUGCACGUGUACGAGUACAUCCCAUCCGUCCGGCAGACGGAGCUCUGCCACUACCACGAGCUGUACUACGACGCAGCCUGCACGCUGGGGGCGUACCACCCGCUGCUCUACGAGAAGCUCCUGGUGCAGCGCCUGAACAUCGGCACCCAAGCGGAUUUGCACCGCAAGGGCAAGGUGGUACUGCCAGGCUUCCGGGCCCUGCGGUGCCCGGACACCAGCCCCAACAAUACAUACUCUUAA
Molecule: messenger RNA, 1572 nt
Organism: Arvicola amphibius (Eurasian water vole)
Lineage: Eukaryota; Metazoa; Chordata; Mammalia; Rodentia; Cricetidae
Gene: St6gal2
Product: ST6 beta-galactoside alpha-2,6-sialyltransferase 2
Exons: 5
Coding region: 1-1572 (523 amino acids)
Molecular function (GO): sialyltransferase activity
Source: RefSeq, a predicted model, not a curated record